AAUCGUUGGCCGAAACGGAACGCAAAGCGGACACGGACUGUUUUUUCCGGGGAAAAACGCCGCCUUUCAUUCGAUUUGUUUGGUGCUGUCGCGGAAAAUGUCACCGCCGAACACCAGCGACUAGCUGUGAGUGAUUGUUCAGAUAAUAAUCGUAAAUAAAAGAGCUCGAAAACAGGAGAAGAGGUCGCCGAGUUCCUGGGGAAAAAAGGAGCUCAAGGAAAAGAACAUCCUCGGCUCGUGAAAAGUGUGUGUAUGUCGUGUGGGUGUAAUAUUAUUAACAAAUAUUAAGCAGUUGCCAAAGUAAAAACUCUAUUUCGCGUCGAGAGAGAGCCCAGAAAAAUUGGUGUCUACUCCUUGAAAAGGAGUUUUUCGCUUCUUUCUCUCUUCCCCGCCCGCCCUCUCUCUCUCGCUCACUCACUCGCUCUUCAACUGUGUUUGUUUCGGUGUGCGUGUGUGUGUGUCCGUGCUGCAAUCAAAAACCCAAAAGAAGUCGAGCGUUUUAAUUAAAAAUCUAAAUCACAAUUAUUUUCUAAACCGCCCAGAGAGGUGAAAAUUGCAAUUCGCCCUCUCUCGCUCUCUCUCUCUGUUGGAAGCUGAAGAAGAAGUAGCAGAGCAGACGCCGCACACCAAUACCAACGUGAUUUCGCUGUGGAAACGGAAUCGACCAAAAUGUUGUGAUCUCAUACCCUUGGAAAAGCCAAACACUGGAAGCGAAUUUCCCUCCACAGCAGAAGACCGAAGAGAAACGACAGCUGAAGCAGCUAGGAAAACAACAGAAACCAAAUUGCAAUGACUGAGCAGAGUAUUAUCGGGGCCCGGGCCUCUGUGAUGGUGUACGAUGACAACCAGAAGAAGUGGGUGCCCUCGGGCAGUUCGUCGGGAUUGAGCAAGGUGCAGAUCUACCAUCACCAGCAGAACAACACCUUCAGGGUUGUGGGGCGAAAACUGCAGGAUCACGAGGUGGUGAUCAAUUGUUCCAUUCUGAAGGGACUGAAGUACAACCAGGCCACGGCCACAUUUCAUCAGUGGCGCGAUUCGAAAUUCGUCUACGGCUUGAACUUCUCGAGCCAAAAUGAUGCGGAGAACUUUGCAAGGGCCAUGAUGCAUGCCCUGGAAGUGCUCAGCGGUCGCGUGGCAAACAAUCCAGGUGGGCCGCCCACAAAUGGCAAUGGCUACGAGGAGGACAUGGGCUAUCGCACGAUGACCAGCGAGGAUGCGGCCAUUCUGCGCCAGAACAACAGCAUAGGUGGCCACGUCACGCCCUCGGCCCAGACGCCCACCUCGCAGACCAACCAGAACAGCAUCCCCCAGAGCCCGCCGACGCCCCAGGGUCACCACCGCACCAGCAGGAAUUCCCUCAGCGCCCCACCGGCACCACAGCCCCAGCAACAGCAGCAGCAGGCGCAGCAGAUGGGUCAGCCGGGAUCCCACUACGGACCCACCGGAAACGGACCAGCUUCCAACGGCCUGCCACCGCAGGUGAACCCACAGAUUCCGCCGGCUCCGCAGCAGCCGCAACAACAACAGUUUCAGCAGCAGCAGCAGCAACAGCAAUAUCAGCAGAUGGUCCAGGUCCAGGCGGGCUAUGCGCCCACUCAGCAGUAUCAGCAACCCCACUACGUGCUCUCCAAUUCUAAUCCCAAUCUCACUGUGCACCAAUACCCGACACAGCAGCCGCAGCCGCCGCAGCAGCAGCAAGCGCCACAGCCGCCGCUCCAGAACGGUGGGAUGUACAUGGUGGGCCAUGGCCACCUUCCGAGCUCCGCGAGCGCCAACAGUGUCGUGUACGCCAGCCAGCAGCAGAUGCUCCCGCAGGCGCAUCCGCAGGCACCUCAAGCGCCGGCGAUGCCGGGACCGGGCUAUGGAGGUCCUCCGAUCCCUCCACCCCAGCAGCAGCCGGAGAAUCCCUACGGACAGGUGCCCAUGCCGCCGCCAAUGAAUCCGUCGCAACAACAGCAGCCCGGCCAGGUGCCGCUCAAUCGAAUGAGCAGCCAGGGUGGACAGGGUGGCCCACCGGCCCCUGCUCCGCCCCCGCCACCACCUAGUUUUGGAGGAGCUGCUGGAGGAGGUCCCCCGCCUCCGGCUCCGCCACAAAUGUUUAAUGGCGCACCGCCGCCGCCAGCCAUGGGUGGCGGAGCACCGCCGGCUCCUCCGGCGCCUCCAGCUAUGGGAGGCGGACCACCACCGCCUCCGGGUGGACCAGGAGCACCACCACCUCCGCCUCCGCCGCCGGGAUUGGGAGGAGCGCCCAAGAAGGAUGAUCCCCAGGCCGAUCUCAUGGGCUCACUGGCCUCACAGCUCCAGCAGUUCAAGCUCAAAAAGAAUAAGACCACCACCUCUGCUCCGGAGAAUAGCGGCAGCAGCACCUCCAGCGGAGGCAGCGGCAACUAUGGAACCAUCGGACGCAGCUCAGCCAACGGCAUGGCCUCAAUGAUGGACGAGAUGGCUAAGACGCUGGCCCGACGACGCGCCCAAGCGGAGAAGAAGGAUCCCGAUCCUGAGCCCGAGAUGAAGAAGCGUCCCUGGGAGAAGUCCAACACGCUUCCCCACAAGUUGAGCGGCGGCGCUGGCAGCGGAGCAGCUGGAAAUGGCCAUGAAGGAGCGAACGGGAACUCGGGCGGAGCUGGAAGCAACACAACGAAUAGUGGCGGAGAGUCCCCACGGCCCAUGCGCAAACGUUUCGGUAGUGCCAGCGAGGAGACCAUUCUCAAGCAGGUCAAUGGCGAUGGCCUGUCGCUGGCGCUGUCCAAUGGCGACUUGGACACCUUGAAGGCUGAGAUAGUGCGCGAAAUGCGACUGGAAAUCCAGAAGGUCAAAAACGAGAUCAUAGAUGCUAUCAAAUCGGAAUUCAAUCGAAGAUAGAUCAAAGCACUGUCACAAUAAACGCGAACGGGCACCAUGCUCUACCCUACUCCCACCACUGCUGUCGUCCGUAAGCGGACGAAGAUCAGGAUCAGAAUCAGGAGCUAGGAGAGGAGCAGGAGCCGGACGUGUAAUUUAAGACAUUCGCGAAGUAUUCGAUGAUCGAAGCUCGCAACAUUGCCAGAAUGUUGACGGUCGAUCGACGAGGCGGCGGCUUGUGCAUAGAUACGCAUAUUUAUGAUGCACUUGCUCUAGGUUAACGCAAACAUCUAGGCUAACACAAACACACACACACAAAACUGCAGAAAGGGAGGAGAAAUUUAGUCAAAGUAAUUAUAUUUUAAAGGGAAGAACUGCUUACCGAUUUCUAAGUUAUGUAACUAACUCUGUUGUACAUUAUUUUGCGUAAGUCUAUAAGCCAAUUUUUAGUGUGAGAACAAGAGAAUUGCUUGCAAUCUUCGGUAUAUCGUAACCCCCUCCCUUUCGUUUGUAUUCCCACAACCCACCUCUAUCUUUUUAGUUUGUUAUGCUACCCGGGACUUUUCCAUUGUUUCGUACCAAAAUCAAAAUGAACAACGUUUGUAAUUAAACAUAGAACGUAUCUCUCUAUACACAACCGCAAAAACAUACAUAUAUAUGGUUUAAUAUAUAUGGACUACUCAUUAACCUAACCUAAAGGGAACUAGUAUUACGACUCAAAAAGAAACAAAAACAAUUCCACAAACGUCAUCCAUCAAGGCUCCACAAGAAAAGGAAAAACUCCACGCAUUUCCUCCAACAAAACCACAACAUUUUCCUAAGCACACGAUCUCAUACGACUCAAUUUAAGAACCAGCAAGUCUUCAGUAAAUCAGAAUCAUAAACAAAAACAGUUCAAAGCGGAAUUGAGCGUGGUGUUCAGGACUCAGAUUUAGCUCGAGCGAUUUAGCAUUAGUAUCACAUGAAUAAUCACUGCGAGCCAGCGAUCUAUACGAUCUAUACAGCGAAAUUAGAAAGCUAAAUUAACAAUUGACUGCUGCGUAUUAUACACUUAAAUAAUACUUAUAAAUAUAUAAAGGAAAGCCACUAAAUAUUGUACACUCCUCCCCAGACUCGGCGGAACAGCCGAUCCUGAACAUAUGCGUACCAAUUCAACUUCCAUAUACGACUAAGACUAAAUAGCGAAAUUAUUGAAUGAUAGCAGGCCAAGCAAAUCGGAAAAAGGUGGAUCAGACAGCGAGGAUGAGGAUGGACAGGAGGCAGGAUCAGAAGGAGGAGAAGGAGAGUUUAGUUCUUAAGGCAUAACGAAGUGAAAUUGUUUAUUAAGUGGACAAAAAUUUAUUUAUACUGACGAACAGAGGAGUGGUAGUUGUGUAUAAUUCGAAUGCAUAUAUACAUUUUAAUUUUUUGUAAUUUAACAAUAAUUUAUAUUGACUGUGCAAGGUUGCGUCGAUAUAUGAUUAUAUAGAGUAUAUGGAAUACCUAGUUAUAUGGCGGCCACACACACGGUCCGGUGUGUAUGUAAAUGUUAUGAUUUUUGUAUUUUUAUAUAUGAUCUUUGCAUUGCGAAAACAAUGGAAACAAUUUAAUAUUAAACACACGUAAACUAUUUUAAACGAGACAAGUGAAAAUCGAUGCGCGUUGCAGCGGGCGCAACUUUUUAUGUAUUAAAUUAAAUAUAUUAUACACUUAUAUACAA
Messenger RNA from Drosophila subpulchrella, 4540 nucleotides. RefSeq names its product protein enabled (gene ena). The record is from RefSeq and is a predicted model, not a curated record. NCBI's taxonomy places the organism in Eukaryota, Metazoa, Arthropoda, Insecta, Diptera, Drosophilidae. Gene Ontology annotation, molecular function: SH3 domain binding. Bases 790 to 2862 code for a protein of 690 amino acids. The transcript is spliced from 10 exons.